Mus caroli (Ryukyu mouse) is the source of this 8750-nucleotide messenger RNA. Lineage: Eukaryota; Metazoa; Chordata; Mammalia; Rodentia; Muridae. The record is from RefSeq and is a predicted model, not a curated record.
CGACUCCCAGAGUGGAGGCGUGGAGGAGCCCUGGUGGGGGGGAGCGCAGGGCGGGGCACUACUGCACCUGACCUGAACUCUACUGUUUCUAGCUUACUGCACAGAGCACCAACUCGCCCGCAAGUAGACAACGCACUGGUUUUUAAAGAAGCUUUUAAUUCUUUAUGAGCUUUGGGUCCUUUAAGAGGCUUGAGACCAGAGUCAAAGACGUGCGAAGGCGGGGAGGAGGGGGAAAGGUGACGUCUUCUGACCCCGCCCCCUCGCCCGAUAGCCGCCAUGUUUAGUUGUUACUUCUUCACACAAGAUGGCGGCUCCCAGGGAGGAGGCAUGAUCGCCCUGCCGUUACCGCUUCUUCUGCCGUACAAUUGUUACUUCGGGUCUUAACUCCUGCUCUUUCGAGCGGCUCCUGUGGGAAGGAGUCUUAAGGAGGGAAGCGAGGAUUGGACGCUGCCUUGCGUUUGGUUUGCUGUGGAAGAACUGUCCAGGAAGAAGAGAAUAGGUGGAGUGGGGGGGGAAGAGAAGCUAGUCUCAAGAUGGCGGCUCCCAGGGCGGUCGCCACAGCCUGAAUAGCAGAAGCGGACUCAAGGGAGAGGUGCAAAACCUCUCGAGCCGUACGGGUCGGGGCUUGGAGCAGCAACUGGGAGCUGGAGCCCGUUCCGCCAGCCUCUGACACGCCUUUAUUACUUAGGAACGUUGGGGUUCUGCGAUCGGUGGUUGUACUAAGUGCUGGGUGGGGAAGCAGGACGGUUUCAAGAUGGCGGCUUCCACAAUUGUGGUCUGACUGUCGGCGAAGUUGAGACAACCGCGGCAUUUGUGGCUCUUUUCCACCCGCCCCGGAAGCCAGCCAGUGCUGGGGACGGGGGGUGUGGGAACCGGGCCGGGGCUCCGCCAUUUCCGGCGGGGGAGGGCUACGACUGAGGAAGGGAGGAGAGAGAGGCGGCUCAAGAUGGCGGCUCCCAGAGCCUCCUGCUCGAGGUUCUAAGCGGGAACACCCGGGCAAAUAGUUAGAGCGACGGCGCUCAGUGGCCUCCAGCUUCUCGGGAAUAGGUGCUCUGCAGUUCUGAGAAGCUUUUAAGGAUACGAGCUGAGUGAGAAGGGGGGGAAGAGCCAAAGGAAGGAGGAUAGUUAAGAUGGCGGCCUCCAUGGAGUCGUCCACCGCUGUGUAAGGAGCCGCUUCUUCGUGAGAGCUCCCUUAGACGAAAGGGGGUGUGUGAAGAAUUAAGGGUAUCCUCCCAUUCAGUGACCUCUUCCCACUGCAUCCUUAACCGGAACUAUGGCUUCGGCUGUGUCUCCCGCAAACUUGCCAGCGGUGCUUCUGCAGCCCCGCUGGAAACGGGUUGUGGGCUGGUCGGGUCCCGUGCCCCGACCCCGCCACGGCCACCGUGCAGUGGCUAUCAAGGAGCUUAUAGUGGUGUUUGGCGGCGGCAACGAGGGCAUAGUGGACGAACUACACGUGUACAACACUGGUUGCAUUUCGGUACUUAGAGAAACCCUCUACUCCGACUGCCACCCUCCAUCUCACACACUCCACACUGAGGAGGCAGAAAGUAGGCAGGAGAUCGUGGUCUGGGGUAGUUCAUUGAACAAGAGUUGGAGCCAGACUCUCCUGGCAGGUUCCCAGCACCUCCCCUGCCAGGCUGAGUAUACAGGCCUGCCUCUGGAGCUGGGCUUUUCUCAGGGCCUCUGCAGAAAGGGGAGUGGGAAGGUAAAAGAGAUAGCCUCUAGCUUGGUGCUUCUCUUCAAUCCUCUCUUGCUUUUUCUUUAUCCUCCUAGAAUGUAUGUAUUUGGUGGCUGGGUGCCCCUUGUCAUGGAUGAUGUCAAAGUGGCCACACACGAGAAGGAGUGGAAGUGUACCAACACACUGGCUUGUCUCAACCUGGAUACCAUGGCCUGGGAAACCAUCCUGAUGGAUACAUUGGAGGACAACAUUCCUCGAGCUCGAGCAGGCCACUGUGCUGUUGCCAUCAAUACUCGUCUGUACAUUUGGAGUGGCCGUGAUGGCUACCGCAAGGCCUGGAACAACCAGGUCUGCUGCAAGGACUUGUGGUAUUUGGAGACAGAAAAGCCACCACCCCCAGCCCGAGUACAACUAGUACGAGCCAACACCAACUCACUGGAGGUUAGCUGGGGUGCAGUGGCAACAGCUGACAGUUACCUUCUACAACUCCAGAAAUAUGACAUUCCUGCCACAGCUGCUACGGCUACCUCCCCCACUCCCAAUCCAGUCCCGUCUGUGCCUGCCAACCCUCCCAAGAGCCCUGCGCCAGCAGCAGCUGCACCUGCUGUACAGCCACUGACCCAAGUAGGCAUCACACUUGUGCCCCAGGCUGCCACUGCACCCCCAAGCACAACCACCAUCCAGGUCUUGCCAACAGUGCCAGGCAGCUCCAUUUCUGUGCCUGCUGCAGCCAGGACUCAAGGUGUCCCUGCUGUUCUCAAAGUGACUGGUCCUCAAGCUACAACAGGAACACCACUGGUUACCAUGAGACCUGCAAGCCAGGCUGGAAAAGCUCCUGUCACUGUGACUUCCCUGCCUGCCAGUGUGCGAAUGGUUGUACCUACACAGAGUGCCCAGGGGACGGUGAUUGGCAGCAACCCACAGAUGAGUGGGAUGGCUGCAUUAGCUGCUGCUGCUGCUGCCACACAGAAAAUCCCUCCUUCCUCAGCACCCACGGUGCUAAGUGUCCCAGCAGGCACCACCAUUGUCAAGACAGUGGCUGUGACACCUGGCACAACCACUCUUCCAGCCACUGUGAAGGUGGCCUCCUCCCCUGUCAUGGUGAGCAACCCAGCCACUCGAAUGCUAAAGACUGCAGCUGCCCAAGUGGGGACAUCUGUGUCCUCUGCUGCCAACACAUCUACCCGCCCUAUCAUCACAGUACACAAAUCAGGGACUGUAACAGUGGCCCAGCAAGCCCAGGUGGUGACCACGGUGGUAGGCGGAGUCACCAAGACCAUCACCCUAGUGAAGAGCCCCAUCUCUGUCCCAGGAGGCAGUGCUCUGAUUUCCAAUCUGGGAAAAGUGAUGUCAGUGGUCCAGACCAAACCAGUUCAGACAUCAGCAGUGACAGGCCAAGCAUCUACUGGUCCUGUGACUCAGAUCAUCCAGACCAAAGGACCCCUGCCAGCGGGGACUAUCCUGAAGCUGGUGACAUCAGCAGAUGGCAAGCCCACAACCAUCAUUACCACCACACAGGCUAGUGGGGCAGGGACCAAGCCCACUAUCCUGGGCAUCAGUAGUGUCUCUCCCAGCACCACCAAACCUGGCACAACUACCAUUAUUAAGACCAUUCCUAUGUCGGCCAUUAUCACCCAGGCAGGUGCCACAGGUGUUACCAGCAGUCCUGGCAUUAAGUCCCCCAUUACAAUUAUCACCACCAAAGUGAUGACUUCAGGAACAGGAGCGCCUGCUAAAAUAAUCACUGCUGUCCCCAAGAUUGCUACUGGCCAUGGGCAACAAGGAGUGACCCAGGUGGUGCUAAAGGGGGCCCCUGGACAACCAGGCACCAUCCUCCGCACUGUGCCUAUGGGCGGCGUUCGCCUGGUCACCCCUGUCACCGUCUCUGCUGUCAAGCCAGCUGUCACCACAUUGGUUGUAAAGGGUACCACAGGUGUUACAACACUAGGCACAGUGACAGGCACUGUCUCCACCAGCCUGGCCGGAGCUGGGGCACAUAGCACCAGUGCUUCCCUGGCUACACCUAUCACUACCUUGGGCACUAUUGCUACGCUCUCAAGCCAGGUGAUCAACCCUACUGCUAUCACAGUGUCAGCUGCACAGACUACACUAACAGCUGCUGGUGGGCUUACCACACCUACAAUCACAAUGCAGCCUGUCUCCCAGCCUACCCAGGUCACUCUGAUUACAGCACCCAGUGGGGUUGAAGCACAGCCUGUACAUGACCUUCCUGUAUCCAUUUUGGCCUCACCUACUACAGAGCAGCCCACAGCAACAGUCACCAUCGCUGACUCAGGCCAGGGUGAUGUGCAGCCUGGCACUGUGACACUGGUGUGUUCCAACCCACCCUGUGAAACCCAUGAAACAGGCACCACUAACACAGCUACUACCACUGUUGUGGCUAACCUUGGGGGACAUCCUCAACCUACCCAGGUGCAGUUUGUUUGUGACAGACAGGAGACAGCUGCUUCACUUGUGACCUCAGCUGUGGGACAACAGAAUGGUAAUGUGGUCCGUGUCUGUUCAAACCCCCCCUGUGAGACCCAUGAGACGGGCACUACCAACACUGCCACAACAGCCACCUCCAACAUGGCUGGGCAGCAUGGCUGCUCGAACCCCCCCUGCGAGACUCAUGAGACAGGCACCACCAGCACUGCCACUACAGCAAUGUCCAGCAUGGGCACUGGGCAGCAGCGAGACACUCGUCGUGUCACUAACACCCCAACUGUAGUGCGGAUCACUGUGGCUCCUGGGGCAUUGGAGAGAGUCCAGGGUACCGUGAAGCCUCAGUGCCAAACCCAGCAGACCAACAUGACCACCACCACCAUGACUGUGCAGGCCACUGGAGCUCCAUGCUCAGCUGGCCCACUGCUUAGGCCAAGUGUGGCACUGGAGUCUGGGAGCCACAGCCCUGCCUUUGUGCAGCUAGCCCUUCCAAGUGUCAGAGUUGGGCUAAGUGGCCCCAGCAGCAAGGACAUGCCCAUAGGGCACCAACCAGAGACAUACCACACUUACACAACUAAUACCCCAACCGCAACCCGCUCUAUCAUGGUUGCUGGGGAGCUUGGUGCAGCUCGGGUGGUCCCCACAUCUACAUAUGAGAGCCUCCAGGCAAGCUCUCCUAGCAGCACCAUGACUAUGACAGCCCUAGAGGCACUGCUGUGCCCUUCGGCUACUGUGACCCAAGUCUGCUCCAACCCGCCAUGUGAGACCCAUGAGACGGGUACCACCAACACCGCCACUACCUCCAAUGCGGGCAGUGCUCAGCGAGUAUGCUCCAACCCGCCUUGUGAGACUCAUGAGACGGGCACCACACACACAGCUACCACUGCCACAUCAAAUGGAGGUGCAGGCCAGCCUGAGGGUGGACAACAGCCUGCCAGUGGCCAUCCCUGCGAGACACACCAGACCACUUCCACUGGCACCACUAUGUCAGUCAGUGUGGGUGCCCUGAUUCCUGAUGCUACUCCUCAUGGAACCCUGGAGUCGGGCUUAGAGGUGGUAGCAGUGCCCACUGUCACCUCCCAGGCUGGUUCCACAUUGCUGGCCUCUUUCCCAACACAGAGGGUUUGCUCCAACCCUCCUUGCGAGACCCACGAGACAGGUACCACGCACACAGCCACCACUGUCACCUCUAACAUGAGCUCAAACCAAGACCCUCCACCAGCUGCCAGUGACCAAGGAGAGGUAGCAAGCACCCAAGGUGACAGCACAAAUAUCACCAGUGCCAGUGCUAUCACUACAAGUGUGUCUUCUACACUGCCACGAGCAGUGACCACUGUGACACAGUCUACACCAGUCCCAGGUCCCUCUGUGCCGCCCCCAGAGGAACUCCAGGUCUCACCAGGGCCUCGCCAGCAGCUGCCUCCACGGCAACUCCUGCAGUCUGCCUCCACACCCCUGAUGGGGGAGUCUACUGAGGUCCUGUCAGCCUCCCAGACCCCUGAGCUCCAGGCCGCCGUGGAUCUGAGCAGCACUGGGGACCCAUCUUCAGGCCAGGAGCCUACCACCUCUGCUGUCGUGGCCACUGUGGUGGUCCAACCACCCCCACCCACACAGUCUGAAGUAGACCAGUUAUCACUUCCCCAAGAGCUGAUGGCUGAAGCCCAGGCGGGUACCACAACCCUUAUGGUAACAGGGCUCACUCCAGAGGAGCUGGCAGUGACUGCUGCUGCUGAAGCAGCUGCUCAAGCUGCAGCCACUGAAGAAGCCCAAGCCUUGGCCAUCCAGGCUGUGCUCCAGGCCGCACAGCAGGCUGUCAUGGGCACUGGGGAGCCCAUGGAUACAUCUGAAGCAGCAGCAGCAGUGACACAAGCAGAACUGGGUCACCUUUCAGCUGAAGGCCAAGAGGGUCAGGCUACCACCAUACCCAUUGUGUUGACACAGCAGGAGCUUGCAGCCCUGGUGCAGCAGCAGCAGCAGCUCCAGGAGGCUCAAGCUCAAGCCCAGCAACAGCACCAUCUUCCCACUGAGGCUCUGGCCCCAGCUGACAGUCUCAAUGACCCAUCCAUCGAGAGCAACUGCCUCAACGAGUUAGCUAGUGCUGUCCCAAGCACUGUGGCUUUGCUACCCUCAACAGCUACCGAGAGCCUGGCUCCAUCUAACACAUUUGUGGCUCCCCAGCCUGUUGUAGCCAGUCCAGCAAAGAUGCAGGCUGCAGCUACCCUUACUGAAGUGGCCAAUGGCAUUGAGUCCCUGGGUGUGAAACCGGACUUGCCACCCCCACCCAGCAAAGCCCCUGUGAAAAAGGAGAACCAGUGGUUUGAUGUGGGGGUCAUUAAGGGCACUAGUGUAAUGGUGACACACUAUUUUCUGCCACCAGAUGAUGCUGUUCAGUCAGAUGAUGACUCAGGCACGGUCCCAGACUAUAACCAGCUAAAGAAGCAGGAGCUACAGCCAGGCACAGCUUAUAAAUUUCGAGUUGCUGGAAUCAAUGCUUGUGGCCGGGGACCCUUCAGUGAGAUCUCAGCCUUUAAGACUUGUCUGCCUGGGUUCCCAGGGGCUCCUUGUGCUAUUAAAAUCAGCAAGAGCCCAGAUGGUGCUCACCUCACCUGGGAGCCACCGUCUGUGACCUCCGGCAAGAUCAUCGAGUACUCUGUGUACCUGGCCAUCCAGAGCUCACAGGCCAGUGGUGAGCCAAAGAGCUCCACCCCAGCCCAGCUGGCCUUCAUGCGAGUGUACUGUGGGCCUAGCCCUUCCUGCCUAGUGCAGUCCUCCAGCCUCUCCAAUGCCCACAUCGACUAUACUACAAAGCCUGCCAUCAUCUUCCGCAUUGCUGCCCGCAAUGAAAAGGGCUACGGCCCUGCCACACAAGUGAGGUGGUUGCAAGAAACUAGUAAAGACAGCUCUGGCACCAAGCCGGCCAGCAAGCGGCCCAUGUCGUCUCCAGAAAUGAAAUCUGCUCCAAAGAAGUCUAAGGCUGAUGGUCAGUGAGGAAGCUGGCCAGCAACUGGAUCCUCCAGACCCCUCUGCUUCAGGAAGGCCCUAUAGGGCCCACCUUCCCGCCCUGCCCACCUGGCCUUUGCACUUCACCCUCACCAGCUACUGGCCACCAUUCAGUCUCCCCCUUUUCCUCUGUUUUUACAAUAAAGAAAGCACAUUUUACCAUUGCUAUUGGGAGGAAGCAGAAGGCAGAUUGGAAAGAACAGCGAGUAAGUGCAAGUUGUGCUCCUUCCUUUUCCCGACCUGGUACCCUCCCUGGGUUGAGUAUGAGUGGACAGCUCAGAGACUUUGGGAAGAGAAAUGAAAACUGAAAACAAAGGAGAUAGCACCCAUACUUAAGCCUGCACUUGUCUGUAGUUCAUCACCCUUGGCCUGAGAGGCAGCAGCCAAGGACUAGAGGGGAAGGAUAUCCCCCAAGUUCCCUCAGAGGCUUUUCCCAGCAGGUACCCCAUUCUGGGUGUCUGUCUGGUUCUAUUUUGUUUUGUUAUUAUCCUUGUAUUUCCAGCCACCUCCCAUCCCUUCUUCAAGCUUAGCCAGAUCCUAUCAUGCCCAGUGAAAUCACAGGAAGUUUAACGUAUCUCAGAGGCCUUUGAGUUCCCACUCAAUACCUCUCCCUCUUUACAAAAGAGAGGGGUGGGGGAGCCUUGGUUGGUCUGAGCAGUGGCUGUGAAAUCCUCCCAAUGGGCACAGAAUGGCCCCCAGUAACCCUGGUCUUGGCCUACUUUUUUGAGCCUGGGGGCCACAUCACCAACUGCUGCAUAUGUUGUAUUUUUUAAGUUGAAAUUAAUGAAGUUAACAUUUUUAUUGUAAUUUUAGCCUUAGUGUGUGGGGGUUUAUCCCUUUUUGUUAGCUGUGUACAGAAUGUGUAUCCUAUCUCCUCCCCUCCUUGGCUAAUCAUUGGCAGGGUUCUUCCUGGGGAAAAGCUUAAAGAGCAGCUAGGGAAGGAGAGAAACUGUCCUGGGUGAGACUUGGUAGAUACUGCUCCAAUAUCCUGUUGCUAGCCCCCGCCUCCUGGAACAGUGUGAGACAAUUAAACUUCAUUCCCUGUGGGUUAGCACUUAUAUGUAGAAGCUUGGGCUUGAAGGUGAUGUCCACCUUAAUCAGCACCACUUGCAGCGACUGACCCUAAACAACACAGCAGGGGCAGGGAACGGGUAGGACUUGACCCUCUUGAAGGCAGCCCAGGAUGGGAGUAGGGUAUGCCAUAUCCCACAGAGGCUAUGAGUAGGUACCAGAUACCAACUCAGUAAUUAAUUUUGUAGCUUUGUCCCCAAGCUCUGGAUUUUUUUUCUCUCCAGGACCCAAGUUUUAGGCAGUGAGUAAUGCUUAUAAGCAAGUUACUGAAGGAUUUAAGAAUGGACAGCCAAUGUGUUCAGCCGCUCUGGCCUGUACCCCCUGGGGCCUCUAGUGUAUUGUAUUAUAUUUCUGUGGAAAGUCAUGUUUAGUCAAAUUGGAAUCCACUCACCUGUUCCCUUUGUUUACCCUAUCCCUUCUCCUGAGCACCCUUUGAUUUCUGAGGACAGUACUACCCAUUCAUCUAUUGUAGAGUAACCCUUGUGACUCAAUAUUACCAUAGUGCGAUGUUGUUUUGUGCUAUUUUGAACAAUUAAAAAGACUUUUUUUGAAAUAA